Messenger RNA from Dermacentor silvarum, 6139 nucleotides. RefSeq names its product monocarboxylate transporter 12-like. The transcript has 5 exons. Gene Ontology annotation, molecular function: monocarboxylic acid transmembrane transporter activity. Bases 1140 to 2756 code for a protein of 538 amino acids. Lineage: Eukaryota; Metazoa; Arthropoda; Arachnida; Ixodida; Ixodidae. Gene Ontology annotation, biological process: transmembrane transport. The record is from RefSeq and is a predicted model, not a curated record.
UCUGCGUGAAUUCUCCCCCGUAUAUCCUUAAUUUCAUGUUGCAUUAUAAACCGAGGCAUCAAGAGGGGCCAAAGAUUUGCACCGCUCGCGGCUCGGCGCUUUGCCGGGAAUGUCGAAAUGAAAAAGACAGAAAAGAUUAGAGGGCCGCCAAAAAACAGUGAUAACUGGCACAACUACAGCGCUACAACGACGUAAUGGCAGUUCGAAGUCUCGAGCUGGGGGCCGAAUAAUUGGGCAAGAAUGAACAGAUGUAUUUUUGUCUUCUUCCUUUUUUUUUCUGGCUACCUCUUUCUGUCAAGAAAGAAACUAGCGUAGCUUGCACUGGAGGUGCAAUGCUAAAGAGACAGCGGAGCUGAUGGGCACCUAGCUAGUCCUGGCUUGUGGGCUAGGCUAAGCACUACCAAGUCAUCCCUAGAAUUUGCAGGAAUUUAUUGAUUGGUCGAUUAUCGAUUAGCUAUUGAUUGGCUAUCAAUUGACCGUCGAUGACUAAGCUUAAGUAGUCCCAACCAUGCUUAGCUAGACUUAGCCAGGCUCAGCUUCGCCAUUUCACAGGGGUAUGUGCCGUUGCGCUUGCACCCUUUCUGCACUACCGCCAGGAUCGGCCCACAUUUUUUUGUAGACGACUAACGGAAUAACGGCCGGCUUAAACAGCUCCGCUGUUAAAACUUGACGACGGCACACGCAUGGCCUCUGAGACCUCCAGCGCGUAGCUAUCGUUGUAAAAUCGUAUCGUAUCACAGCUGUCGUAUUGUUGGUUUUACGUAGAAGUGAGACAAAGGGCUGUUCGGACAACUAUAUAUAAAGCAACACGCAUAUCUGCGGCGCGAUGCAGCGCAUGCGUCAAACGUGAUGUCUUGCGCUUAUGCUUGGAUGACCAUGAUCCUUCUCAGCGUCAGCAACUUCUGCAUCCACACGUGGCUGCAGGGUUUGUGGCGUGACGCGUGAGCGCGCUGCUUUGCAGCAUGUUUCACUUGCACGGCGUGUUUGUGUCCGAAUGACUCUAUUCUUCAGCGCCUGGUAGGAUGAAAAGUGGUAGCUCUCGUUUGUUAGACUUACGGUUAUUCCUCGCGCCGGUGUGAGAGAAGCGGUCGACGCCGCCUGUGACCUCUGAAGGAGCGAGGAGAGGCUGCGAAGGCGUAAUGGACUCGCCUCGGAGCUGGGCGGUCGCCGCGGCGUGCUGCUGGAUAAACGUGUUCACUUUCGCCCUGGUCCGCUCGGCGGCCGUGGUGUACGUGGCGUUGCUGCGUACCUUUCCGGUGACCAGGGAGCAGGCGUCAUGGCCCGUCAACCUGUCCGUCGUCUGCUACUUCCUUACAGGUCCUAUCGCUGGCGUGCUCGCGAGGUACAUCCCCAUUUGGAAACUGACGGUGAUAGGAUGCCUCGGUGGUUCCCUGGCCGUGUCCGUUUGCGUCUUUGCACAGUCGAUGAUCUUCCUGGACAUCUUCCUUGGCGUCACCCACGGGACGUGCAUCGGCCUGCUAGCUCUCUUCAGCGUCGUGAUCAACCAGCACUUCCACAAGUACCGCGCCAUGGCCUCCGGAAUCAGCAACGCGGGCUUCACCAUCGGAGGUCUCAUCUUCCCUCCUGUCAUACAGCUGCUCGCGGACCAUUACGGCAUUCGCGGUGCUCUUCUACUCGUCGGCGCCCUCAUGCUCAACUCGGUGGCUGGAGCUUUUCUGCAGCGAACCGCGCCGAAAGCGCAACCGGAAACACCUCGGCCACCACUCAGGGGCGAUGACGCGACCAGCACCGGUGAUACGGUGCAAUAUCCAGAGGAAGUAGACGCCAUGAUAAAAAGGUGCGAGGAAUCUGAGGAUAGGAGCCUUCGCGGAAACGUUGCAGUGGUCACUGAAACUGAGUUUUCUGAUAUAAAGGAUGACCCUGGGACGCACGGAGAUGACGGACUUAAUGGAGUUCAUUUCCAAAUCAAGAGUUCAGGGACGAAAGGACACGACGUGGGCAGUGAUGAGGAAGAUGGCGACAGCGCGAAAUUGCGAGUGCUGGAUGCCCAAGGUUCCAGCCAGCCAAAAGUUGUUAAGAAUCUUACGCCGGGAGUCACAAUAAAGAAGGGCGCACCAAGUCGAAAGAGAAGCCCACUGCUAUCGUUCUUACUGUUUCCGGCAUUCUAUCUGAUCUCAUUUUCGUUGUCGAUAAUACUGUUCAAUAUGAGCACAUACAUGACCGUCAUUGUCGACUUUGCCGUGGACCGUGGCGUUUCCAAGUGGAACGCCGUGUACCUGAUAUUUGCCUACGCCGUGGCUGAUCUGCUGGCCAGACUUGGCUCCGGCUGGAUUACGGACAGGAAGUUCCUACUCAAGAGCACCAUGAUGGGCUCACACUUUGUGCUGUGGGGCGCCUCGCUCUACGUGAUGCCGCUGUGCAGCCAGUACUACUGUCACGUUGCCCUGUCCGUACUGUCCGGUUGGUGCAACGGCUCGACACUAAUACUCAUCGCGGUGUUCUUCAUGGAAUUAGUGGGCAUCGACAAACUGGGCGUCUGCUUCGGCAUCGCGACAACGUUCGCAGGGCUCCUAGGGCUCGCGAGGCCAUCGCUUAUAGGUUUGUACAGAGACGUUCACGGAGACUACGAAGGCCUUUUCGGUCUCAUCGGCGGCGUGACGUUGGGCAUGUCCCUACUGUGGCUGUGCUAUUACGUGAAAGAACGGUGCGCGUCACAUAAAAAGCGAGAACCUUCAUCGCGGACUUGGCCAAAGCUGGCAGCGAUCUUCACAUCGGAAGAAAAGAGCUGGAGAUAGGGCGAAUGUGAUUCGCCAGCCAUCUUCAAUUCUUCUCUCGCGUUUCACCGGCGAAAAAAAAAAAGAAGAGUGCAUCAUUGUAAAUAUCCUCGCGACCACCAGUUGUCUUUGCGACGUUGUGCCGUAACGGCACAUUCGAUUGGUCGUUUCAGAGCGCCCUGGCAGCGCUACAAAGGUCGUUCAAGGCAAGAAAUAUGCGUUGCUGCUAGCAUAAGCGAGAUAGAGAGGGAGGGAAAAGGAUAAACGAAAGGCAGGGAGAUUGAGCCCGGUUGGCUAAUCGGCACCGUGCAGUACGGAAAAUGGGAGGAAAAUAUUAACACAUGCAGAGAAAGUCAUGAGUUGGUGUGCACUGGAGUCGCCGACGUAAUGAAAAUUCUCGGCGCUUUGUCACAGACAGGUUGUCCUCGGGAAUCGCCGCAGCGCUUUUGUGGCCAUUUGAAGCUGUGAUAUGCGGGUUUCAGUGAUAACAAUAAAGCCAAAUUAUCGCUAUUUGUACUGGGGUGUGCUAUUCUGUGCCCUAAGAAACAUUUAGACCCUUUCGGGCGUAUGUAUGUAAUCCUCAAACAACAGUCGUCAUCUGCCUAGCUUGUUUUCUCUCUGCUUUCCUGUCCAGAACGCUGUGUCACGUGGUUAGGCACAUGCCGUUCACGACCUGCAAGUACCAGGCGCGCAGCGUUAAAGAAAGGAAACUCGACGCGCUGGAUAUAUGUGACGAUUAUUGUUCGGGGACGAGAUAAGCCCCAAAGCGUCCAAACUUUUCUUAGUGUGGGGAGAUUCCUGCGUAUACAUAUAUUGUCAAAUUCCGUCACGUUUACAUGUUCAGCCAGUCAGAGAGAGCGUAGCUGCCUUGUGAGCCAAUCAGAGAUGACAAGAUGGCGAAUUUGACAGUAUAUUAUGGGCAGAAUCUGAUGGCGUCUGGAAUAGCACAUCCGCUUAUUCUCGCAAUGCAUGCUUCGAAGCUGUGCCUCGCAAUUUCUGUGGCGUUGCCCGGACACCCUGAAACGACCACUCAAACAUGCCAUAGUGCUUCGUUCAGAAUCUGGGCUCAUGUUCACAAAGCAAUUCUUUUACGUGAGUGCGCUUCCUCAUUGGCCGGCCUUUGGCGCCUGCCAGUCUUGAUAUAACGAACUGAUGUGAUAACGAGACGACCAUCUCCGCUAUAAACGAUGACGGACGGUACUUUCGAAAGAAUAGUUUUGUGAAUGCCAUCUCCGAUUGCUUUUCUGGGUCACUUUUUUUAAUUGAUAUGAAACUAUAAAAGGUGAAGUUGGCGCUUUUGUUUGCGCCGGCUACUCCUUGCUGCAGGGCAAGCAACACUAAAGGCACAAAAGCACUGAAGACAGUAAAAUAUCACAACGUGUUCAAUGUUCUACACACGAGUCAACGAAACCACACAUUAGAACAAUGAAAAAAGUAACUUAUAUUCUUGGGUUUUAGGUGCCAGAACCGCGGUACGGUUGUGAGGCACGCCGUGUUAAUUUUUAGCAUCUGGGGCUCUGCACCUAAAUCUAUGUAGACGAGCGUUUUUGCAUUUCGCGCCCAUCAAAAUGCGGCCGGACUCGCAGCCGCGACCUCGAGCUUAGCAGCGCAAACUCGGAGCCACUUAAGCUAUACCGCGGUGGGUCGUAAUAGAACAACGGAACACUAUGACACACGUACAGUGCCCUGAACAAGGGAGGGUUCGCACUUGACACUGAAAACACGCGCAUUCCUAUCAAGUGUACUAGGCGUUUCGGCGACUGAUCUCAGAUUCAUUAAUAGAAAUAAAAGAAGUGGACGUUUUGUUAAGGCGCGGAAAUAGUAACCCCGAAUAAUUUUGCUACAAGGAAAAAAAAAUGAAACUUUUGAUGCCAUGAAAGGCGCCUAAGAUUUAAGUGCUCAUUUCUCCCAGCUUAAGGUCUAAAAUUUGAACAUUAGGAGGCCCCGUUACAGUCGCUAACUUCGGGACCUCCUCCUGUAUAUCAUUAGAAUGUAACAUGGUGUCACGUUGUAGUGACGGUGAAGAACCAGACAGCGUUAAUAAACUUGGCUUGAAUUAUCUGCAUUGUAGACACGGAUUAAUGAGUAACUUAUUAGUUAUCUCUUGAUAUAUUUCUUUGAUGAACAGUACAUGGCUGUUAUGAUGCUGAAGACGAAAAGUUACGUCAUUCGUCACCAGCAUGCCUUCGAAAUGAUCAGGCAUAAUUGUGAAACCACUUUGUACGCUUGAGAUGGGAUAACCCUAACACAUAAUUCAUAACACCUUCUUUAGACUUUAAGUGAAGUGUCAGGACAAAAAUUGAAGGGCCACUUAGUUAUCCCUACGCGGAUGAAUGGGAAAGCAUUGCGACCACCGCGUGACGCCUGUGCUCUUUCAGCACGGCUCUUUCACAUGCCAGUGCCUACGAUUGUCAUUGUAGAGCGGUACAUACCUGGUUACUGAAGUUGGUGCCAAAUACGUUCGUUCAAGGUACAUGGCCAGUGUUCAAUAUGGCAUCAAAGAUGUUCAUUGGAGGCCAGCACAGACCAAAUUGUAACAUACACCCGGUACUCCAAGUCGGCGUCAAAGAGUCUCUUCCAACAGCGGUGCCCACCCAGUCUCGCAUCUACAGUGACCCAUGUCGGCGUGAAAGAGGUCGUCAGUUCGAGUGCCUUAAUUAAAUCUACCUUAAUUAACUGUGCCUCAAUUAACCCCAAAUGUCGUGGGUUCGACUCCUCCAAAAGUCGAGGUUUCGCAGCCUUUUCGAACAUCGUGGUCACGCCGACAACUACGCCGGAUUUUCCGCCUCAUGAGCCAGCCAUAUAAUGCUUCCGCAAUAAAGAAUAGAUUUUACACCGAGACUCGAACGCUGCAGGGCAAGUUAUUUAUACAACCUAUCACAAUAGCGCAGCAAGCGCAUGAGCAGCAAAGGACAAGAGUUAGAUCAAGCAGUCGUUCAGGUCACCAAAUGAUUGACUAACCAGUUGUUUGCGCAUGUGUUCUGCGUGUCUACAAUGAGUCUGAGCUGUAUUGCUGCAUUUUCAACACACAUUAAAGUGCUUCGGUGGGAAAAUUAUCACGCCAAGACUCCAGUAGGAUCAGCGGUGCAAAGGUUAAAGAAAAUUGCCAUUUGCAUAGGCACGUAAUCUUUAUUUAAAAACACAGUUUGCACACUUAUCGCGUCCCUGCUAGGAAACGCAGUGAUAUAGGUAUAUAGGGCUUCCAAGCGAGUCUAUCCCAGAAUAGUUUUUGUUUAGCAAACUAUUAAAAAAAACUAUUAAAAUGGGUUGUUUAGGCGCUCUUUGUCAGUAGUCUCCGAUUCCAAUCUGUCAUACCCGCGUCACACAUGCACUCUCUAUGUUCAUUGAGUCGUGCUAGAAUUUGGCAAGGCACGUUCGCGUUAAAAGCAGGACUGAUUGGUUCA